AUGCAGCAGCACCAAAUGCAGGAGCAACAGCAGAUGCAACACAACAGCAGCAGCAGGCACAGCAGCAGCAGAUGCAGCAACAGCAGCAGCAGCACAAGCAGCAGCAGCAGCAGCAGCAGCAGCAGCAGCAUACUGAUAGUCGUAAAGGAUUUCUUCGCGGCGCAGCAGGGCGGCACAGAGAAAAAGAAGUGCAAAGCAACUCACGUACUCGCGACGUCACAGCAGCAGCAGCAACAGCAGCAGCAGCAGCAACAGCAGCAGCAGCAGCAACAGCAGCAACAGCAGCAGCAGCUGACCUUGCGAGGUUUCCCAUAUCGGUUGCAUCAACAUAUCUCGUGCAGAGAGACUCCUCCACAGCGAAACAAUAGCAGUUACCGUGCUGCCAGUCGUAGCGUGCCUCCCUGCAGCAGCAGCAGCAGCAGCAACAGCAGCAGCAGCAACAGCAGCAGCAGCAACAGCAGCGGCGAAGAUACACACGCACCCGGCAGCCACUCCGAAGCAAACACCCCGUACCUGCAGCAGCAGCAGAUGCAGCAGCAAAUGCAGCAGCAGAUAAAGCAGAUGCAGCAGCAAAUGCAGCAGAUAAAGCAAAUGCAGAUGCAGCAAAUGCAGCAGCAGCAGAUGCAGCAAAAGACGCAGCAGCAAAUGCAGCAGAAGAAAUGCUGCCCCAGCCGGCAGCCACUCCGAAGCAAACACCCCGUACCUGCAGCAGCAGCAGAUGCAGCAGCAAAUGCAGCAGCAGAUAAAGCAGAUGCAGCAGCAAAUGCAGCAGAUAAAGCAAAUGCAGAUGCAGCAAAUGCAGCAGCAGCAGAUGCAGCAAAAGACGCAGCAGCAAAUGCAGCAGAAGACGCAGCAGAAGAUGCAGCCGCAGAUGCAGCAGCAGAUGCAGCAGCAGAUGAAGCAGCAGCAGCAGCAGCAACUUGCCCGUGA
Messenger RNA from Eimeria acervulina, 930 nucleotides. RefSeq lists its product as hypothetical. Bases 1 to 930 code for a protein of 309 amino acids. Lineage: Eukaryota; Apicomplexa; Conoidasida; Eucoccidiorida; Eimeriidae. The transcript is spliced from 3 exons. The record is from RefSeq and is a predicted model, not a curated record.